GUAUUCAAUGUCAGUUUCGAAGAAGCAGAAAGUGUCACAGAGAAGAAAUGGGAGAAAGAGACUCAUAUAGUAUUAUACUAUUAUUUUUCGUAUUAUAUUAAUAUUAAUUACCAUAUAUAUUAAUGAAUUUAGCCAUUUAUCCAUGUCCUGAUAAAAGGAACAGGGAGAUUCAGAAGAAGUAAUAAAGAGUGAGUGGUAUAAAGAAGAAGAAGAAGAAGAGGAGGAAAAAUGAGAAAACCCUAAUUGGAGGAUGUGAUAUGAUUAUAUAUGAUCGAUGGAAGAGAAACCCUAGAAUCGGAGGGGUAUAAUCGACGGCGACGUAGAUGCUUGUUGUGGUUGGAGUGUCGUGGGAUCUGAAUUGGUUCCUGCAACUCUUAGUCUCCGUUAUCGUUGUGGCCGUUGGGGUUCACAUUUUCGUCAAAACCACUGCUUCCAAGUACUUCGAGGUUGACGCCAAUUUCGAAGGGGAUCAACACCCUCUCCCCGACGCAAUGCCUGGCAUUCUCGCCGCCGGCGACACUCUCUGCGCCGUCUGCGCAACACGCGCCACCAAAAAGUGUUCCCGCUGUAAAGCCGUUCGAUAUUGCUCACAAGAAUGCCAGCAGUCGCAUUGGAAGUCUGGGCAUAAAACGACAUGCAAGGAUUUUUCGGCUCAAAAUGGGGCAACAACUAAUCGAGGGUUAAAGGCUUCUGUUGCUGGGAGUAAAAGCUCCACUUCAAUUGCACUCAUACCUGCCUCUGGAGCAACGCCUUCCAGGCCAAUCAAGCAGCCUAAAGAUGUUCUUUUUCCUUAUGAUGAAUUUGUCAAUUUUUUUAACUGGAACAAGCCAGGAUUUCCUCCUUGUGGACUCUUGAAUUGUGGAAACAGUUGCUUUGCAAAUGUGGUUCUUCAGUGUCUCUCAUUCACAAGACCACUCGUUGCCUACUUGUUAGAGAAGGGCCACCACAGAGAGUGCUGUUGUAAUGAUUGGUGCUUUCUAUGUGAUUUUGAAAAUCAUGUUGAAAGAACAAGGCUAAGUUCACAGGCAUUUUCUCCAAUGAAUAUUCUCUCUCGUUUGCCUAAUAUUGGUGGUACACUCGGUUACGGAAGACAAGAGGAUGCUCAUGAGUUCAUGAGGUUUUCCAUUGAUACUAUGCAAUCUGUUUGCCUUGAUGAAUUUGGUGGAGAAAAAGCUGUCCCUCCUAACUUUCAGGAGACAACUCUUAUUCAACACAUUUUUGGUGGCCGCCUUCAAUCUGAGGUGAUUUGCACAAAAUGUGAUAAGAUUUCAAAUCAGUAUGAAAAUAUGAUGGACUUGACAGUUGAAAUUCAUGGAGAUGCUGCCUCAUUGGAGGAAUGUCUGGACCAGUUUACUGCCAGGGAGAGGCUUGAUGGGGAAAAUAUGUAUAAAUGUGAGGGGUGCAAGGAUUAUGUCAAGGCAUGGAAACGUCUUACAAUAAAAUGUGCUCCAAAUAUUCUUACAAUUGCCUUGAAAAGAUUUCAGAGUGGGAGGUUCGGGAAACUUAACAAGAGAAUAGCCUUCCCUGAGACUUUAAAUCUUAGCCCCUACAUGAGUGAAGCUGGAGAUGGAUCUGAUAUUUAUAAGCUAUAUGCUGUUGUAGUACAUAUUGAUAUGCUAAAUGCUUCAUUUUUUGGUCAUUACAUCUGCUACAUCAAGGAUUUCCAGGGAAACUGGUAUAGGAUUGAUGACUGGAAGGUUACGAGCGUGGAGUUGGAAGAUGUACUUUCUCAGGGAGCAUAUAUGCUGUUGUAUAGCAGGUGUAGUGCCAGGCCAUCAGGCCUUCAUAUUCAAACAAAUGAAUCUUCAGGGAUAGCAGAAGUGCGAACAAUGGAAGUUAAAGUGGAGCCUGGACAAACUGAACAAGAUGAAUGCCUCUCAAAUAUGAAGACUUUGAGUUGUAGUAGAGGUUGUGGAGUUUUUCCACCUGAUAAUAGUCCAGAACCAAACCUCAGCUAUGACCACGAGUCUUCUACUGGAUUGAACUCAAAAACUAAGAGAGAGCGGUUUGAAGAUAUAGACGUGAUUGAUGUUGAUUCAACUGGUACUGCAGAUGAGAUUUCUUGCAUUGCUGUUGAAUCAUCUUAUGUGCCUAUUUCUCAAGCCAGCAAAGAUCUGGGGGAUGUAGAUGUUAGCAGAUCUUUAGAAGAGACUUCAGGCUGCAUGGAAGAGCAAAAUGAUACUAACAUGGCCAAGUCUGGUCCUUGUCUAGGUUUACUGAAUGACUCUUCCUUCUUUGAUAACCCUUCUUCUGUUUCAAGGAAUCAUCAACGAAACGUGGAAGAUGAUUCAGAACAUACAGAUGUGGUUAAAGGCAAGUUGAUUGCUGCUAAAGAUAAUGCAUAUUAUGGUAAUGGAUUCGUCAGUGAAAAUAAGUUCGCUAUUCCAGUUGAAGAUGCUAGCACACAUUUUUCUGGCAUUGGUUCUUUUCCCAAUGAAAAUGACAAAGGAAAUGGAAUUAAGAAAGUGGAAAAUAUCAGCUGACUUCAAGGAGCCGCUAUUUUUGUCGUGUCUUCAUAUCAUUUGAUUAUCCCAUCAUCGAAAGGUGGUGAGUUGGGAAAUUUUUGUCUGGGGUUUCAUUAUUUGCAGGAACCUUGGAUCUCAUUGUAACAUUUCCAGAUGGAUUUUCUAAUUUAAUUUUACUGAUAGAAAACAACUGUCCUUAUUUCCCUUCACUCUUUGUAAAUAAGACAACAAAUUUCUAGGUUGCCGCGUACCUCCAUCGUUGGGUAUGUUUAGUAUAAUUAAUUUUGAAAAUUUAGUUUUCGAAAAUUUU
Messenger RNA from Abrus precatorius (Indian licorice), 2775 nucleotides. Its product is annotated as ubiquitin carboxyl-terminal hydrolase 18-like. The transcript has 11 exons. Gene Ontology annotation, cellular component: cytosol; nucleus. Gene Ontology annotation, molecular function: cysteine-type deubiquitinase activity; cysteine-type endopeptidase activity. The record is from RefSeq and is a predicted model, not a curated record. Gene Ontology annotation, biological process: protein deubiquitination. Bases 324 to 2483 code for a protein of 719 amino acids. Lineage: Eukaryota; Viridiplantae; Streptophyta; Magnoliopsida; Fabales; Fabaceae.